Messenger RNA from Closterium sp. NIES-65, 3549 nucleotides. Lineage: Eukaryota; Viridiplantae; Streptophyta; Zygnematophyceae; Desmidiales; Closteriaceae. The record is from the annotation of a GenBank genome assembly.
AUGGCCGUUAGAUUCUCACUCGCGUCGCAAGGGCUCGUGUCAACGCGCGCACCGCCAGUCAUCGUCGCUGCUGACCCGUUCCCCCCUCGCUGCUCCGCACGGCGCGAGCCAUUCCGUCCGCGCCCCGCGCGUUCCGCCCAUCCCACGCAUGCGGCCGUGCGGAAAUUCCACGGAAUGCGCGGGGAAUUGCGGAACCUGCGCGCAGACAAAGCGCUGUAUCUCUCCCGCCGCCGAGACCGCCGCUUGAUUCCAGGCGGUCCCGGCGACGGUGGUAACUGUGUUACUGUCGCACGGCGAACAGGCAAAUGGCGGCGGCAGACAGCCUUAGUGAAUUCCGAGGCUUCUUAUAAAGCGGAUGGAUCUGAAGCGGCGAUCGCGGAAGAGGCGGAUUGCGUGGUGGUGGGCGCGGGGAUUUCGGGGCUGUCAGCGGCGUUCGCGCUGGCGACGCGGCACGCGGACGCCGUGCCGCGCGUGCUUGUAACGGAGGCGCGGGAGCGCGUGGGCGGGAAUGUGACUACAACGGUGGGGGAGGCAGGCACAGAGAGCGAGGGGUAUGUGUGGGAGGAGGGGCCUCACAGCUUCCAACCCAGCGACGCCAUGCUGCAGUGCGCUGUGAGUUACCGGGUUACCAUGCUGCACUGUGGUGUGAGUUACCGGGUUACCAUGCUGCGCUGUGGUGUGAGUUACCGGGUUACCAUGCUGCACUCAAAUGUGAGUUACCGGGUUACGAUGCUGCGCUGUGGUGUGAGUUACUGGGUUACCAUGCUGCGCUGUGGUGUGAGUUACCAGGUUACCAUGCUGCGCUGUGGUGUGGGUUACCAGGCUACCAUGCUGCGCUGUGGUGUGAGUUACCGGUUUACCAUGCUGCGCUGUGGUGUAAGUAACCGGGUUACCAUGCUGCGCUGUGGUAUGGGUUACCAGGUUACCAUGCUGCACUGUGGUGUGAGUUACCGGGUUACCAUGCUGCGCUGGUAUGAGUUACCGGGUUACCAUGCUGCGCUGUGGUGUGAGUUACCGGGUUACCAUGCUGCGCUGUGGUGUGAGUUACCGGGUUACCAUGCUGCACUCAAAUGUGAGUUACCGGGUUACGAUGCUGCGCUGUGGUGUGAGUUACCGGGUUACCAUGCUGCGCUGUGGUGUGAGUUACCAGGUUACCAUGCUGCGCUGUGGUGUGGGUUACCAGGUUACCAUGCUGCGCUGUGGCGUGAGUUACCGGGUUACCAUGCUGCGCUGGUUACCAUGCUGCGCUGUGGUGUGAGUUACCGGGUUACCAUGCUGCGCUGGUAUGAGUUACCGGGUUACCAUGCUGCGCUGUGGUGUGAGUUACCAGGUUACCAUGCUGCGCUGUGGUGUGAGUUACCGGGUUACCAUGCUGCGCUGUGGUGUGAGUUAUCGGGUUACCAUGCUGCGCUGUGGUGUGAGUUACCAGGUUACCAUGCUGCACUGUGGUGUGCUAUUAUGCAGCAGUGGGCUCUCGACUGUGGCAUUCUCUCCAACCUCGUGCUGGGAGCCCCCAACGCGCCUCGCUAUGUGUCCAGCCAUCCAGUCCUUGGCUUCCCUUCCCGUUCCCCCUGCCUCCACUGCCUUCCCCCUGCCUCCACUGCCUUCCCCCUCAACCCAACCCCUUCCCCUCACAAACCUCAGCUCGACUGCGACAUUCUCUCCGACCUCGUGCCGGCGGCACCUGACGCGCCUCGCUACUUGGACUGUGGCAUUCUGUCUGAUCUCGUGCUGGGAGCGCCUGAUGCUCCGCGCUACGUCUUUUGGGACGGCAAGCUGCGUCCCAUUCCCUCGGGUCCCGCCGAUCUGAUCUCCUCGGAUCUGCUGACGCUGGCCGGCAAGCUGCGGGCGGCACUGGGGUUCGUGGGGAUCAGACCACCGCUGCCAGAUGGCAGCAAGGAGGAGAGUGUGUCAGAGUUUGUGACGCGCAACCUCGGCUCGCAGCUGCUGCACCGCCUGGUUGACCCCUUCUGCUCUUGCAUAUUCGCAGGGGAUGCGGAGCAGAUGAGCAUGCAGGCAGCAUUCAACCGCAUAUGGCGCAUGGAGGCAGAGGGGGGCUCGCUGCUGGGCGGCAUGAUUCAGCUGGGGAAGGAGAGGAAGGAGAAGCGGAAGGAGAACCCGGCAGAGCCUCGAGACCCCCAAGGGGCAUGGCGCAUGCAGCCAAGGGGCAUGGCGCAUGCAGCCAAGGGGCAUGGCGCAUGCAGGCAAGGGGCAUGGCGCAUGCAGGCAAGGGGCAUGGCGCAUGCAGGCAAGGGGCAUGGCGCAUGCAGGCAAGGGGCAUGGCGCAUGCAGGCAAGGGGCAUGGCGCAUGCAGCCAAGGGGCAUGGCGCAUGCAGCCAAGGGGCAUGGCGCAUGCAGCCAAGGGGCAUGGCGCAUGCAGGCAAGGGGCAUGGCGCAUGCAGGCAAGGGGCAUGGCGCAUGCAGGCAAGGGGCAUGGCGCAUGCAGGCAAGGGGCAUGGCGCAUGCAGCCAAGGGGCAUGGCGCAUGCAGCCAAGGGGCAUGGCGCAUGCAGCCAAGGGGCAUGGCGCAUGCAGCCAAGGGGCAUGGCGCAUGCAGCCAAGGGGCAUGGCGCAUGCAGCCAAGGGGCAUGGCGCAUGCAGGCAAGGGGCAUGGCGCAUGCAGGCAAGGGGCAUGGCGCAUGCAGGCAAGGGGCAUGGCGCAUGCAGCCAAGGGGCAUGGCGCAUGCAGCCAAGGGGCAUGGCGCAUGCAGGCAGAAGGAGGGUCGCUGCUGGGGGGGAUUAUGCAGCUGGGCAGGGAGAAAAAGCAGCAAGAGGAGGAGAGCCUGAAAGAGCCUUGAGACCCCUCUACCUCGCCCCACACCUCACAGCUCUACCUCGCCCCACACCUCACAGCUCUACCUCGCCCCACACCUCACAGCUCUACCUCGCCCCACACCUCAUAGGCCCACCCCCACCUGUGGAUGUACCACACUUCUCUUUCCUCCAUUUCUCCUACUCUUCCUUCCACAUCCCCUCCUCCAUCCCUCCUCCAUCCCUCUUCCCUCCCUCGCGCUCUCUGUCACUUUACAUUUUCCUGUCCCUCCCCGCUCCUACCCCCCCUCCCCAUCCCCCUCUCCACCCCCUCCCCAUCCCCCUCUCUCUCCAUCCCCCUCUCCAUCCCCCUCCCCAUCCCCCUCUCUCACCAUCCCCCUCUCCAUCCCUCUCUCCAUCCCCCUCUCCAUCCCUCUCUCCAUCCCCCUCUCCAUCCCUCUCUCCAUCCCACGUCCCCUCCCCCUUCCUCCCUCAUGCCCCCUGCAGCCGUCUCCCCAGGCCUCAGGGCCAGUCAGUGGGGUCAUUCCGCGCAGGGUUGGCCACUCUCACAAGCGCCAUGGCUGACCGGCUGGGGAGCAGAGUGCGGGUGGGGUGGCGGCUGGUGGGCAUGCAGCAGCGGGCAGGAGGGGGCGCUGUGCUGACGUACAACACGCCACGUGGCACCACACGAGUGGCCGCGCGCUCCGUGCUGCUCACUGUGCCUGCUUACGUUGCUGCUGACGUCAUCAGGGCUUUCUCUGUGAGGACCGCUGCUCUUCCUUCUCCCCCCCAGCAGUAA